AUGAGCACAGACCAGACGCCUACCUACGGCGGCCAGGCCGUCAUUGAAGGUGUGAUGAUUCGAGGACAGCGCAACAUCGCCGUCGCGGUGCGCCGUCCCGACGGCAGCAUUGCGACGAUGUGCCACCCGCUCACGCCGCUUUUCACGGGCAGGCUGCGGCGCACGCCCCUAGUGCGCGGCGUCAUUGCGAUGGCGGAGACUCUGACGCUCGGCAUGCGCGCGCUGAGCUACUCCGCCAAUGUUGCGGCUGAAGCCGAAGGCGAGGAAAUCGGCAAAGGUUCGAUGGCAGUCAUGAUGCUGGUAUCGUUGAGCAUCGCCAUUGGUAUCUUCUUCCUGGUGCCAGUGCUUGCAAGCGACCGGCUGGAAGGGCUGCUAGGCUCGAGUCUCUUGGCGAACAUCGCGGAAGGUAUCAUUCGGCUCGCGCUGUUUCUAGGCUACAUCCUGCUGAUAAGCCGCAUGGACGACAUAAGGCGCGUGUUCAUGUAUCACGGCGCGGAGCACAUGACCGUUCACGCGCAGGAGCGCGGGGACCCGCUGGAAGUGGAGCACAUCCGCAAGUACCCGACCGCGCACCCGCGCUGCGGCACGGCGUUCCUGCUGGUCGUGAUGGUGGUGGCGAUCGUCGCCUUCAUCUUCGUCGGGCGCGAACCCUUCUGGUGGCUGAUCGUGUCGCGAGUCGUACUGGUCCCGUUCAUAGCAGCGGUGAGCUACGAAGUCAUACGCUUUAGCGGACGCCACGCCGGCAAUCCGCUAGUAGGCCUUAUUACUGCUCCAAGCCUCGCGCUUCAGUCGCUCACCACUCGGCAGCCUGACGACGACCAGAUCGAAAUCGCAAUCACAGCCAUGGAGCAGGCGCAGGCAGCGGACAGCGCUCCAGAACUUGCAGAGUCUUCACUGUAA
Messenger RNA from Geodia barretti, 900 nucleotides. NCBI's taxonomy places the organism in Eukaryota, Metazoa, Porifera, Demospongiae, Tetractinellida, Geodiidae. The record is from the annotation of a GenBank genome assembly.